Messenger RNA from Magnolia sinica, 1571 nucleotides. RefSeq names its product D-amino-acid transaminase, chloroplastic-like. The transcript is spliced from 5 exons. The record is from RefSeq and is a predicted model, not a curated record. Gene Ontology annotation, biological process: carboxylic acid metabolic process. Bases 108 to 1316 code for a protein of 402 amino acids. Gene Ontology annotation, molecular function: catalytic activity. NCBI's taxonomy places the organism in Eukaryota, Viridiplantae, Streptophyta, Magnoliopsida, Magnoliales, Magnoliaceae.
UAGUACUUUUUAACUUUGUUUUUUUCGAGCCGUUGACAUACUCGAGAGUAGAGAAGGCUCUCAGUCUGCAGAAGGAACUGCUUCCGAGCUCUCGAAGAUCUCCUCUCAUGGCUUCUUCCCCGAUGUUUCUGCAAAAACCCAUCUCGGAAAACCUGGUUUUUGCAAAUCUCGACGGAUCUUCGAUUGUAUCGAACCGUGUCGGGCGGAAUAUAGGAUUUUCUGGCGUGUCGUAUCGGGUUUCGCGGUUCCCGGCCGAUGGAAGAUUGUCGAGGAGAACGAAAGCUGUUGGGAUUUCUGAUCAAACAGGAAAUUUGACAGAUGUAAAACACAUCAAUAUAUCUGAUAUUCCUCUUCUGACUUCUUUGGAGGUUUUGGAAAGGCUAAAAUCUACCCAAGAAAAGAGAAAGGGUAAGCAGCAUUUCCUGGCCAUGUAUUCGAGCAUCUUUGGAGGAAUUACAACUGAUCCUGCAGCCAUGGUGAUUCCCAUGGAUGAUCACAUGGUCCACAGAGGGCAUGGUGUUUUCGAUACUGCAGCUAUAAUGGAUGGAUAUCUUUAUGAGUUAGACCAACAUAUCAACCGCUUCUUAAGGUCUGCGUCCAUGGCAAAAAUCAGCCACCCUUUUGAUCAGUCAAGCAUAAGAAGCAUCCUUAUACAAACAGUAACUGCAUCAAAAUGCCAGCAAGGAUCGUUACGGUAUUGGCUCUCUGCGGGGCCUGGCGAUUUCCAGCUGUCUCCAUUAGGCUGUCAUACACCUGCUCUAUAUGCUGUUGUGAUCCAAGACCUAUCUCCACCAGAUCGGAAAGGCAUUAAAGUAAUAACUUCAAGCAUCCCAAUAAAGUCGCGGCAGUUUGCAAUCAUGAAGAGCGUAAAUUACCUCCCUAAUGUGCUGUCGAAGAUGGAAGCUGAAGAAAACGGAGGAUUUGCGGCAAUUUGGUUAGAUGAUGAAGGGUAUGUUGCUGAGGGGCCCAACAUGAACGUUGCGUUUGUGACAGCGGAAAAGGAGCUGGUGAUGCCAAAUUUUGAUAAAAUUCUAAGUGGAUGCACCGCGAAAAGAGUGUUGGAUCUUGCAGAAAGGCUAGUGAAGGAGGGGGAACUUAAUGGAAUUAGAGUAGGAAAUGUGACUGUGGAGGAAGGGAAGAUGGCUGAUGAGAUGAUGCUUAUUGGGAGUGGGAUUCUUGUGCGCUCUGUCUUGCAAUGGGAUGACCAAGUCAUUGGCAAUGGCAAAGAAGGAUCCGUGGCUAAGGCUCUUCUGAAUCUCAUCCUUGAGGACAUGAAAUCGGGUCCCACCACAGUUCGGGCACCGGUUCCGUAUUAAGCCCUCUUGCUUUAUUUCUUCCUUUAUCUCUUUCAAGCAAUGAAAAGCCAGCGACUAGAAAAUGACACCUCAUGGCUUCUAAAACAGCUCCAUACCGAUGAGUCACGGUGCUCGACCUUGAGCUGUCUCAUUCUCAAAAGACCUUUUUUAACUUUGUUAUGAAAAUAAGCCAUUGACAUUGAAAUGCUUAUGGUAUUGCCUUCCAUUACUUCAAUUGCAUUACCAUGUAUUUGAAAACAAUCUCAUGUUAGCUGA